GUGGAUAUCAGUUCUAUUAAUGUGGAUAUUUAUCUGUGCGUUUUAGUUAUUUGUCCAAGGAUUAUGGAUAUUUUGCUUAAUAUAUAAUUGUGUUUCACGAACAACCCGAGAGGAAGAGAUCGAAAAUGGUUGCACCGAGAUCUUGUGAAGAAGAAGGAUCGAGGCAGCCGCCGCCUGCUAUUCCAGAAGGUGAGGAUGAAGAUGAGGAAGAAGAUGAUGAGGGAGAGGGACCCUGCGGCUCAUACUUCAGAUUUCGUGGCUCCACCUAUUCCCUCUUCAAAAUUAUAAGCUACUGGAAACAAGAUGUUGGAUACUAUGAAGCAUGCAAGAAAGAAGUCGAGAAGGCAGGAUUCGGGGGCCUAUUGGAACUUCGCAUGCCGAAGAUUCCCAAUGUCUUCAUGGACGACUUGAUGGCUGCUUAUGACCCCUCAACCAAUACUUUUGUUUUUGGGGAAGGAGAAUCGAAGAAGGUGUUCGACUUCACAGCUGAGGAUGUGGCACGUGUGUACGACCUUCCUCUCGGUGGUGCUGUGAUUGAUUUGAAGAACGUUGAGGGGGGGAUGCUCGACUGUUUCAGCGAGGAAGUUGGCAUAAUUCCUAACAGGGCUCGCAUGGUGCCUAUCAAGAAGCUGCGGGAGUUGGCCAUUGUAACAUCCCAUUUUGGCUAAACUCGUGUUAAGAUCCCUAGAAAAUUUCAAGAUUUAAAAUCGAGUGUUUUGACAGUAUUUCAUUGAAAAUCGGGAUAUCGAUCGAUCGGAUAAGUAUUCGUAUUAAUUAUAUUAUAUAUAUAAUUAAAAAGGAAAAAGGAAAAUAAAAGAUAAAGAAGCGGCCGAACCGCUUUGCCAUUGUUUGUACACGUACACCCCUCCCUCGUCUUUAUAUAUGCACACACCUCACUUCCCAUUUAUUUCAUUUUUUGUCCCGCAAGCAAAAUGGAGAGCAGAAUCAGGGGAGGUUCGAAUAGUUUUGGACAACUGGGUUUUUGGGUUUUAGCAAUCCAAAAUUGGUGCAAUCAAUAGGUAAUCCAUCAAUACAACCUAGUUUAUCAAUCUCGUAGUUGAUAGCAAAAUUUCGGACCAGCAAUUUCUGAAUCUCCGAUCGUGUGAAUUAGAGUUUUGGAGGAUUCAGAAGCUGGUUUAAGCCCAAAUUUCAUAUACAAGCUUCCUACAGCGAGGUAAUUAAUCCUCUGGUUCUAAUCCCUGAAUUUCGUCAAUUAUUUAGGUCGGGGUCCAAACUGCUGAAUUUAGCUCCGACCAGGGUUUGAUGUGUUUUUAUCAAGAAUUUGACCCGGAGCCUAGAACUAAUAUUGACGGGGAUACUGUAGGGGAUAUUAGGACGGUCUCGGAUUUUAAUUCGCGGUUCGUUCAUGAAAUUGAUGUUUUAGUACGGGAAGGUUAAACCGGUGUUUGAACGACCAGAACUGGUGAGGGAUUAGCACGGCAUACCGGGUUUGUCGUAUCAUGAUAAUUAUAUUGAUGCUUAGAAUUGACCUAGGUGAACUAGAAUGGCAUGAUUAGGGGUGUAUGAACUUUUGUGUUGUAUGAUGAACCUUGGACUGUUGUAUGAUGUUAUUGACUUGCCCUAAUCGAUAUGGACCUUGUUUAUGUUGAUGAUUGCAUAAAUGUUGCCAGAUGUG
Linum trigynum is the source of this 1636-nucleotide messenger RNA. NCBI's taxonomy places the organism in Eukaryota, Viridiplantae, Streptophyta, Magnoliopsida, Malpighiales, Linaceae. The record is from the annotation of a GenBank genome assembly.